CCGUAUCAAUUGACAUCUGCAGCGCUGAAAAGGAUCCAUACAAUGAGCACAGAGUCCAUCUCGCUAACCAUUACCUACCGCGGUGUAACGCACCCAUUAUCCCUGCUACCAGACGAAACAGUGGCAAUGCUACAAGCCCGAUUGGAAGAGCUGACGUCUGUCCCACCCUCUCACCAGAAACUCCUCUUGAAGGGUAAGAAACUGGCAGACGAGAAGGCUACAGUGAGGGAUGCUGGCUUGAAAGAUGGGAUGAAGGUCCAGUUACUCGGGCCAACCGCUGAAGAGAUAGGAGGGUUGAAGAAAACGGAGGAUGAACAACACAGACGUGAUCGCAUACUCCGCGAGAGGGCGAGUAAACCGCAAGCAAAGGUACGCUCGACGGCGUCUCCCUCCAGCGCCGCAUCUUCCACAUAUAAAAUCCACAAAAUCGAGCCCCUUCCACAUCUCCCGAAUCCGGAGUCAGCGAGAGCACUUUUGCAGCGACUGGCGGAAGACCCGGCUAUCCGGCAUGUCAUGCAGAAACACCAAUUUGCGGUUGGCGUCCUCACCGAGUUGGCGCCACACGAGCAUCCGGAGUUGUUGGGGCUCAACGUUAAUGCAGGACAAGCGAUAAAGCUGAGGCUGAGAACGGACCGGUACGAUGGAUUCCGGAACUAUAGAGAAGUGAGAAGGGUAUUGUGCCACGAACUGACGCAUAACGUGCAUGGCGACCAUGAUAAUAACUUCAAGGAGCUGAAUUCAAAACUUAACAAGGAGGUUGCGGAGUACGAGACAUCAGUGAGCCAAGGAACUCACCGUUUGGCGGACGCCUGGGGCGGUAUCUAUGAACCAUCUACUGGUCUCGAAGCAGAGGCCCACGCCCAUGUCCUUGGAGGUGGUGUGGCGAGUGGUCGCGUAGCUUCCGGUGACACACCAGAAGAAAGACGAAGACGGGUGCUGGAAGCUACGAUGCGCCGACUGCAGAAGGAGGAGGAGGAGCUCGAGCAGAGUUGUGGUACUGCUGGCCCGUCCGCAAUGACAUGACCGAUACGAGGUGCUAUCCUAUCCAUUCC
Gloeophyllum trabeum ATCC 11539 is the source of this 1052-nucleotide messenger RNA. RefSeq names its product WLM-domain-containing protein. Gene Ontology annotation, molecular function: protein binding; proteasome binding. The record is from RefSeq and is a predicted model, not a curated record. Lineage: Eukaryota; Fungi; Basidiomycota; Agaricomycetes; Gloeophyllales; Gloeophyllaceae. The coding region runs from base 43 to 1023 and encodes 326 amino acids. The transcript is spliced from 3 exons.